AUGGAGCAACCAAACGACAUAAUUAUCCACAACUUCACAACCAUUGUUCGAGCUCACGCCACUCACGGAGACCAGGCCAUAGUGAAGUUUUGUAAGGAGAAAGGAAUUUUGGGAAAAGUGCCCCAAUGUCCAAAUUGUUCCAGCCCGCUGUUGGAGAGAACGGAUUCUUCAGCGCCCGAUGGGCUCAAGUGGAGAUGCCGAGGGAUGAUUCAAACUGAAGCAAGAACGAAAAAAUGUCAAUUUUCACGCUCAUAUCGGAAGGACACAUUCCUUGCCCGAGCCCAUUUACCAGCAUGGAAGGUGCUGGGCUUCAUCGACUUAUGGUUAAAGAAGGUUCAACUUAACGCCAUUGCCGAUCUCCUUGAUAUUGGUAGUUCGGAAACGAUGUCAGAUUGGAGCUCUUACUGUAGGGAGGUGAUGUUUGACGCUGCCGUCUUAAAUGCUGAACCCCUUGGCGGUCCUGGCAAGACUGUGCACAUAGACGAAAGCAAAUUCGGGACGCGUAAAUAUCGUAGAGGACAUCGGGUCGAAAGUAAAUGGGUUUUUGGAGGAGUGGAAGAGGAAUCAGGCCGUUCCUUUAUGAUUCCUGUGAAGCACAGAAGUAAGGCUUAUCUUCUUCCGAUAUUACAACACUUUGUUCUGCCGGGGACUACUGUUAUAUCGGAUUGUUGGAAGGCUUAUGACUGUCUCAAGGAUGAAGGGUUUAGGCACUAUUCCGCUAGCCAUUCAAUUCGUUUCAAAGCCCCAGACUCCGGUGUCCAAAAAAAUACCUAUAAGUGCCUUUGGCGGUACGCUAAAGAGACCACCGGCUCUCACAAUACGAAGGGGGAAUUCCUACCCGGUUCUCUGGCCAAACAUUUCUUUUUGAAGUCGUGCCGGAUCAGGGAAGUGAACCCUUUCUUAGAGUUUUGCACCUUGGUUGCGUCUCUUUACAAUGGUAUUAAUGAAGCCUCUCCCUCCCCACGGUGUAAAGCCUUCAACGACCUCAAUUCCGUCUUGGAUUCUUUGGAAACGAACGGCGAAAUGAAAGAGGAAGUGGAAUAA
Bursaphelenchus xylophilus (pine wood nematode) is the source of this 1044-nucleotide messenger RNA. The record is from the annotation of a GenBank genome assembly. Lineage: Eukaryota; Metazoa; Nematoda; Chromadorea; Rhabditida; Aphelenchoididae.